Trypanosoma brucei brucei TREU927 is the source of this 2664-nucleotide messenger RNA. RefSeq lists its product as hypothetical. The transcript has a single exon. Bases 1 to 2664 code for a protein of 887 amino acids. The record is from RefSeq and is a predicted model, not a curated record. Lineage: Eukaryota; Euglenozoa; Kinetoplastea; Trypanosomatida; Trypanosomatidae.
AUGCAACAGCAAAACCGCACAGAAAUUGUACAGGACAUCACAAAUGCCGUGAAACUGGAGCAGGAGCUUCGGCUUAUACAUGAGCAACAUGGGGUGGCGGUACUAGAUGUGUACAGUUCCGAGUGGGGACUUAGCAAGGCGCUGUCUGAGACCUUUAGGCGCUUGCAAAUGGACGCUUCUGAUCAGGCGUAUCUUCGUUUUCUCUCCGUGGAGUGCAACUCCAUUCUCGAGAGCAUUGACCAGACAGAGGAGCACCAUCAGCACAUGAAAACAGAUGACAAGGUAAAGUUUCGAGAAUCCUUGGCACCGUUCUGGAAGGAUAUCCUUGAGAGCCGGCGCGGAAAAUCGAAGUCUUACUUUGUAUUUUUUAAAGAAGGCAGGAAACGUACCUCUAUAGAGGGCAUUAACACACCCAAGAUAAUCAAUUACGUUAUUGAGCUGUGCCGCUCCCAAAAACCCGCCAAGGAGUGCACGGAAAGCAAGCCAUUGCUUGACUUUUGGGGGCGUUACUUUGGUGAAGGGGAGUCUGAAGUCUUCUGGGAGUCCUUUAUGCGUGCCAUACUUGAGCACGUCGGGACGGCCAGGCCUCUCUCUGCUAAAGAGGAGAGUACUCUUGCGGAGGUUAUCGGUGUUGAUGGUGAUAAAGUAAGCGUCAGUGCACUCGACAAGUGGACUGCCGGUCAGGCGAUAGAGACGGCUUUUAUCAACGUCUUCCCUUUCUUGAGCAAGAGCGAAGAAACACCCGCUGAUAGCGGCAAACGCAAGGCGUCUGGGGACCAGCCCGCAGACGACACCGCACUAACUGGGAGCUUCGUCAAUGUGCUCAGUUCCCACUGCGAUGCCCGUACAGAAUGGAAACCGGAGAUAUGGCAUCGAGUCUUGGCAAUACAGCCGGAUGGCUCGGGUAACAGCCGGUUCGUUCUCAUGUCAUGUGAGGAGGCGGAGAAGGAUGCGGAGGACGCUCUGGCUCUUGUCGCCGAUUUACCCACUGUGGAAGCUUAUCUGAGCGGUUGCAACGUCGCUGCGGAAAAUAUUCACAUUAUGUGUCACGCUGCGGCAGAGAAAUAUCCGUCUGGAAGCAUUGCUUACGCUAAACUGGCUCAACUCCUGAUAUCAUGCAACGGUGACAAACUUGAGGAACUUACUGGAGUGCGGCAGGAAUUGGCGGAUGAGUUGGCAGGGGGUACGCUACUCAAAAACUACCCCACACUCGCAUAUACAGUCAUCUGCCACUGCACGUCAGAAGUGACUGACGCUAAACCGUUUUAUUAUUGUUGUGAUGAGGCCGGCCAAGUGAACCAGAUCGAGAACGCCAAGGAAGGAGGCCAAGUUGUUUUACCGCCUCUCAGCCGACUCUCUUCGAGUGGAGAAACGGAGGCUGCCUUUAAGGUGGAGAUUUGUGGGAUUCCCAACGUGAUCCAACUUGAAGAAACGGGCGAAAAUGGAGUGUUCACUGUUUUAACCCCGUGGUUCACGAAAUUCAACGUGAAAGAGGCGUCAGAUAAUCAUCUUGUGCUGGAGUUUGUUGAGAAUGUUGGGGAUGAACAAUUCAGGCAAGUACUCGAACCAUACGCUAAACGAAUCUGCGAAGAUGAAGAUAAACUGUCCGCCUCAGCCGACAUAAUUGCCCUCUACGAACGUUCCCUCGGACUGGGACAUGAGCUGUCCCUGCCAUCCGUUGCAACUCAAAACAACUUUGGUGGCUCAGGGGCACCUCCUUCCGCCUCUUCAGUUGGGCGUAUGAGAAGUACCAGUGGUGUUGAGGCUCCAAAGGGUGAACACGCUGAGGGCGCCCCCGGUGGUAGCGCCUCGCGUUUGCACGAGGGUUCCACAAGCCAACACUCCCGUUCUGCAGUUGAGAAUGGGGCUGGUGGAGAAGGUGACGUUGAGGUUGAGGAGGGGCAAGUCACAGAACCUCCUAUUGCGCAAGACACUGUCGCUGCUGAGGACGCUGUUGCCGAUGGAGGUGCCAAUGCGGAUGAGGAAGGCGCCGCACAGGAGGUUGCCAAUGAAGAAUAUGCCGAUGAACAGUUUGGGGACGAGCAGUCAUGUGAGGCGGGGAAACCAUCUGAUACGGAGGAUGCGAAUGAGAAAACGAGCGAAGCAGCAAAAGAAGAAGAUGCUGAGGAGAUUGGCAGUAAACAAGCCAGUGAAGCAGCAAAAGAUCCAGAUACCGGGGAUAUUGAAGGCAACGAGGCGAGUGGUGCGGCAAAAGAGGCGGAGACUGAGGAGAUUGGCAGUAAACAGAUAAGCGAAACAGCAAAAGAGGCGGACACUGAGGAGAUUGACAGUGAAUGGACAAGUGAAGCGCGGAAGCCAUCUGAUACAGAGGAUGCGAAUGAGAAAACGAGCGAAGCAGCAAAAGAUCCAGACAACGAUGACACGGAGAGUAAACAAACCAGUGAAGCAGCAAAAGUAGAUGCUGAGGAGAUUGGCAGUGACCAAGCCAGUGAAGCGAUGAAAAGGUCUGGUACAGAAGGUGCGAGUGAGAGAACAAGCGAAGCAGCAAAAGAUCCAGACACCGAGGACACGGAGAGUAAGCAAACCAGUGAAGCAGCAAAAGUAGAUGCUGAGGAGAUUGGCAGUGACCAAGCCAGUGAAGCGAUGAAAAGGUCAGGAACUGAGGAUAUCAGUGGGCGAGGCAGUGAAGGAAGCAGGGAUUGA